GAGACUCCGCGUGCGACGCGUCGGUUGUUGUGGCUCUUUUCCUGUACCGAAAGGCGAUCACGGGAUGCGCUGAUUUUUCGAUCGUCGCCACGUGUCGGAAAAUCGUCAGCCGAUAACCGAUCCCCGGGGAACGAAACGCAGUGCGCGGCCGUACGACACAGUGGAGGAGUUCUAUUGUUCGAGAACGCGAUAUACACCCGUCCUCCGCUGCCCCGGCUGGAUCAAGUGAUACACGAGGUGUCCGAACGCUCCGCACCCCCAUUCAAACGUUGACCGCGUCGGAUCAUGCGUCGGACGGGAUACCGGCGCGAGUAGAGCGGCGGCCGGGCGGCGCUCGCUCGCGCGCGCGUGUGCCGGAAGCGUUGUGUGUUUUUGCAUCGGCGAGUGCGGGCUGAGAGAUCGUCGCGGACCACGGCGCCACGCCGGCCCGAUUCGUGUCCACGCGCGACGAAUAGGUGCGUGACCAGUGUGGGAUCGAUUCUCAUUUGUGGUUGUGUGUGCGGUGGCGGUGUGACAGGAGCUAGAGGGCGAGAACGGGCCGGGAGCUGAGGGGCAACGCGACCCGAGGAAGCUUCGAGGAACGUUAAAUGAAUGUUGUUGCAAGGGGCAGCUGUGAUCGUAAGGGUAGAAUCGGUGCGCGGCGUGAUCGGCCGAUUUCAAUUCAUAAAUGUGCGAGUGGUGGAGCCCACAAUGCUGGCUCGGCUCCCGCAACAAGUUCUGCUGCUGCUGGUACUCGUCACUGGGACGGCCGCGGAAGCCACACGCGAGACGGAGCAGUCACUUUCGGCUACGUACGACGCACGAAGGACCAGUCGAUCCUUUGCUUGGUCGUCCUCCAGCACAGACCGCACCACGACGCCGAGCAAAUCCGUCGGAAAGUUUCGUCAGAUGAAUUCCUGGCACGCGGAUAACUCGAACUCGAGGGAACGGGUUACGCUCGGGAUGCUAGGGAUGGUCAACGAGGGUCCGAUGGCGGCGGGGACGGGAACCGAAACGCAGAGGAAUGUUGAGACGUCGGGAACGAACAGUGACAAGGGAAAAGUGAAAAUCUCGCAUGAAAAUUCGAGCCCGUCCUCGAGGGCCACGCCUGACGCCAGACAGAAAAUAAAUCAAUCCGCUGGUCGGACAUUUAUUCAAUCACCGAAAGGAGUAUCGAGCUACAAGAAGGUGACCGUCUCGAGAACUUUUGAUAACACAGUGCCGCCGCAGGAAAAUCGGUUGGUACACUGGCCUGUCUCGUCGAGGGUACAAAAUGGCUUCACGACGCUGUCGACGCCGUUCCGAGGUACCGGUGUGGUGCGUCGUCAAAUGCGACACGUUCCAGACGCGUGUGAGAAGUUCAACAUCGGUGACGAGACCAAGCAGGAAUUUUACAGUCCGAACUAUCCGGACAACUAUCCGAACCUCACCGAGUGCAUCCGGGUACUGGAAGCUGACAAAGGUAUGCUGCUGAAACUCGACUUUCGAGACGAAUUUAAGCUCGAGGAGAGCACCGACUGCCGUUACGAUUUCCUCGAGGUACGUGACGGGCAGCACGGCUACUCCAAUCUCCUCGGCAACUUCUGCGGCACGAAUUUCCCCCCUGAGAUCACGUCGAAGACGAGAUACCUCUGGCUGCGAUUCUCCAGUGACGAUAGCAUCGAGGGCAAGGGAUUCAAGGCCGUCUGGAGUAUGAUACCCAGGCCAACCUAUCCGGGGGUGCCGCCGGAACCGGAGCCGUGCGUGAAAGACGUGUCCGGGAUGGAGGCGAUUAUCAACAGUGACCAAGUGUUGGACAGAAAGAAACUCGCUGAGAAAGAGGGCAUACCGUUGGACUGCCUAUGGAACAUCACGGUCAAGGUGGGGUGGAAGAUUCAGCUGACGUUCUCGGAUCCCUUCAAGCUGCAACGACCGAACGAGUGCGACGCCAACUUCGUGGACAUAUUCAAAGAACGCACUGACAUGUCCUCGAGAGAGAAGAAUUUCUGCGGCAGCAUCGCCGACACCGUGCUCAUCCAGACCAAUAUCGCCUUUGUCAGGUUUUACGCCGAGCCGAAAGCACUGAACAGCAGCUUCGAGGCCGUCAUGACAGCCCUCAGGGACAGAGACGCGGGAGACAAACCCUGCCGCGAUGACGAAUACUAUUGCGAGGACGCGACUUGCAUCGCGUUGGAAUUGCAGUGCAAUGGAAGGGUCAAUUGCCGUUUCCGUUGGGACGAAGAAGACCAAGCCUGCAACACGAAAAAGUCGCGACUGAUUGACUCCCAGCACAUCGUCAUAAUCCUCAUCGUCUUCUCACUGAUACUCUUCGGUAUGAGUUUCGCCUUCGUUUUCAACUGUGUGAGGAAGCUAAUCCGGGAUCAUCGAAUCAUUCGGGAGCACAUCAGGCAGUCCAGGGAGAAUCGAUUAGACGAACUCGGCCGUAAGGCAACACCCUGUCCAAUCUCGUCUUCCAGAACAGAUAUCGGGGACCGAGGCAGCGAAUCACCGAGCUUGGAAGUGGUCCCCAGCAAGGAGCUUUUACCGCCCACCACCCUUAUAGCUCAGGAUUACACUAAGGAACUCGUAUUAGAGAUGGCAUACAACACCAGGGAUAUGAACGACAUCCACCAGAGUAACAACGUCAGCAACGCGACGCAGGAACGCCUUCAGGAAUCCAACGACGAGCCAGAAAUGCGGGACAGUUCCUGUCAAACGCGGGAGAGCCUCUUCGAGAUGCCCCUCGGCUUCACGACAUUCGGUGUUCGGGGGCCAGGCUCACAAAACGGGACCAACCAUCUUCAUCAUCACCGUCAUCACCACUUGCACCACCAUCAAAGUCCUUCGAACUCGCGACAAAGCUCUCAGCUUUCCCAGCAACAGUCUUCCGAGCACAGUCCCGAGCACUCAACCUCCCAGUGUUCGGGAUGCAGUCCAGCUUCGAGGGGUCGAGACGGCAGCAUGGGGAUCUGCCCGAAGCACAAUCCGAUCCCAGCUCCGCCCGGCUGGUCAACCCACGAGUCCAGCUAUCCACUGCCUCUACAUCAAGGUUCUCCUUUUAAAGAACCGCCGGACUAUCCGUCUUACCAGAGGUUUCAAAGUCCACAGCCCAACAGGGAAAACAGUGCCUAUCGUCAAUCCCCUAAACUGGUCAGGCAAGCGACAGUUGGGUCAGGUGAGAGGUACGGCAGCUCUCUCUACGGAUCCGGGGCUGGAUCCGGCAAUACGCCAAACUCCCAGCACUCCAGCACGCCAAAGUCUACUCAGCAAACGACACCCGACCCGAGGUACCGAGCGGAGGCAGUGAUAGAGAUCGAUCAAAGGCGGCCGUUCAGUAUAGAAAGCACAAAGAGCGCUCCGGACGUGAUCGCGACGCACUGACGCCGGGAUCCAGGGGAUUGGGAGCCUUACAAGCGACGCCAUCCCCGUCAAACAGCAACCGAUCGUCAGCUGUCUAGUCGGACUGAGGGAAACAAAGUGACUGUGGCUACGCAGAGCUCGCUGGACGAUGACGCGUCAACUAGCUCGACGGUUGAGGCGAAUUCAUCCUCCUGAUCCACGUGUACUGGCGCGAUCGAUCGGCCUGACCAAUUUGACUACUCGGACCAGGACGAUCGAGCGUCUCUGGACAAGUUCGCACGGAACGUCAGCCAGAGCUCCGAGGUAUCUUUAGGAACGGUGAAACGAAACAGCCUCCCGUCACAGGAACUGAACGAUAUAAAAGAGACGGAGCCUCGUUCGGGCGGUAUCGACGAAACCGGCGGGACGAAACUAUACGACGUAUCCGGACCAGGGUCUACUGGGACAAAUGCGAGAACAUUUCACGGUAAUGUCGCUAUCCUACAGUCGACCGGACGCGAUAAAAAAGAACCAAUGGACGGUGUUACGGUUUUGACUCCGUUGCGCUUGGAAACGGACUAUUCCAGGCUGAAUAGUCUUCUAAUCCUUAGGCCACCGGAGGCCUUCAGAGCUCCCAUUUUCCGAUGCAAAGCGCCGACUCUGGCCUGGCAGCACUGCAGCUGCCCUUCCCAUUCGCAUUUGCCGCCCAGAAGAUCGUCGGUCAUAUGGAGUGCCUUGAAACGCAACAACCAGGAGCCAUUCUAUCGUACGUGGCCCAACAGAGCCGCCAGAAGAUUCGCGCGGCCCUCGAGGAGAACCGUCGGAACGCAAAGCUCGCUGGACGGCUCGAGAUCAUCCCUCGGCACCAUUCGUUGCGUGGUCAGAUCGAUCGACAUGACCGAGAGGUCGAUGGAUCUGGAGAUCGGGGCCACCAUACCCUUCUAGUGUUUACUUCAGCACCGAAGUGUUUCUUUUGCGCGUCGGAUCGAUCAGAUAUCACGGACCAAAGUUUUUGUAAGCGAGACAUGGGAUAUGCGAUGUCUGCUCUGUUAUUGUUAACGUGGGUAUUGUUAUCGCUUAGGUCGGGCAUGUCUGUAUACGCGUAAUAUAUUGUGUUUGUAAAAUAUGUUGUUACGGAAAUUCUUGCUGCCGUUAACCAUAUGGUUUUUCCGGUCAAGAUCGCUGGUAUUAUUGUUAGAUCGAUGCGCACGAAAGGUUAUUUUUAAUAGGGAAGUUCGUUUAGAGAGGUCACCAUUUGAGGUUUAAAACGUUCAAACAAUGCUUCAUAUGCACCCAUUUAGUACGGGGCGUUUCUUCAUCCUGAUCAUAAUAAUGAUAAGAAUAAUAAAAUAUUGUUUCGCGAUCAAAAUGGCUUGUGUGUUGAAAUGUUAUUUAAUUGUUCGUAACUUUUCAAUCCUGAGAUGAUUGUAUAUGAUUAUUAUUUAUAAUGAUUAUUUCGACGUACUGUUUAUGCAUACGGUUAAUUUAAUUCUUUUAAACAGUUCAUCCGCAACCAUUUCAAGUUGAUUUUGAAAAGAAAUAUUCCAAACAAGAAUGAAAUUAUACGGUUUUUAAAGUUAGUGGCACAUUUAGUAUUCAUCAUAUAUAUAAUUUGAUAAAAGCCAAUCGUUAAUUAAAAAUAACAAAUAUUAAAAGGAAUAUAAUGUUAGUCAGUAUAAUUCCUACCCAUUAAUUUUUCCCAUUUGCCAUAAACAUCACAUCUGAAUAACCUAUAAAAACGUAACUAAAAAAGCAAUAAAAGGGAAAGAAGCGCCCUGUAUAAAUUCAUAUUUUCAUUUGCAUAGAUUCAUGUCAUAAUGAAGACAUAUUAGCGAACUGCUUAAACUAUUCCUUUACGUCCGCAAUAAUAAACAAAAACGGAUAUCAAUCGUGGGUAUCAUGUAAGCACCGAUACUUGCCGGGACGCUUCCAGGGCAAUUUUAGUUGAUUACGCUACCGUCAAAGUCGAGAAGCAAAUGGUUUGUCCUGAAGCACACCUUAGAAACACAUUCGAGGCACAAAGAAACGGCGGUGAACGUCUUUUUCAGAUGUUUUUCACUAGAAAAGAAUGAACCUCGUGGGAACGAGAUACAUAACAUAUCGGAAGCCGGAAGUGAGCUCGCUCGGUUGACAAUCGCACUCGAGCGUCCUCUAAGUCACUAUGUUCAGUCCCAACAAUGCCGCGUGGUCGCACGUUUGGCACACGAUCGUUUGAAAGUGUAAAAUGUUUAAGACGACCUCAAGGAGAUCCGUCGAAUGCAAAACGAUUGUUUCGGGCAACGAGUAAGUAGAUUCCUACCGUUAAAGGACACGUCGACACAGUCGACGGGAUAAUGAUAUUCAGGUCUAACAUAACAUAAUAACCCCUUUUGUACACAUAGUGUCGGUUUACGCGGUGAAUAUGUUUACGAAUAAAAGUAUGAAAAAAAAGAAUACGGUUACUGCGAUAUUGGGCGAACUAUUUUUCCACGGUAUUUCCAUUAAAUAGUCGAGAAUACGUAACAGAAUUCACGCACACCCGGAACAGAAAAGUCGAAGCAAUGCAUUUAUAAUUAAUCGCGCUUACGCUCGAACGUGUUCGAUCGGGAUCGGAUCAGCCGGUGCGCUUGAUCGGUCGGUCGUCGGCCUGCCAAACGUACAAAAAUCGUCUCGAUAAACGAAAAGAGUAUGCUCGCUACGUUCGCGAACUAUUUAACAGGUGCUUCGAAUUUAUUUCCCGAUCCCCAUCCCCAGAAAGGUUCGCAUAAUGACGAUAAUCUGUUCUGUAUGGCUUCAACGAAGGUAAAGCGAAAAACGCGACCGCGAAUCCGGCGUUUUGUUCACGAUCGAUUGAUCUUUUUCAUUGGUAUAUCAGCUAUGGAAAUGAAAUCGACGUUAAUUUCGGUGCUCGAGCUCGAGCACGCGGCUAAGCGAACGGAGGAAUAAUUCAAUUAGUCAAUUAAAUGAGAAACGAUCGAUCAGUAAAAAAUAAUAAAGAAUGAAAAUGAAGAAGGUUUGUCAGAACAGACAUUGAACCGGUGAACCGCGUGCGUGUUAACUUUAAACCGGUGUAAGCAAAUAUGUUGCAAAGCUGUCAGGAACUUAGCGUUUAGUUAACGACAAUUCUCGCUUCUGUACAGGUUCGUGUUAACGUUUAUCGUA
Messenger RNA from Nomia melanderi (Alkali bee), 6438 nucleotides. RefSeq names its product Neuropilin and tolloid-like (gene Neto). Lineage: Eukaryota; Metazoa; Arthropoda; Insecta; Hymenoptera; Halictidae. Gene Ontology annotation, molecular function: protein binding. The record is from RefSeq and is a predicted model, not a curated record.